AUGGGAAUUAAUGAGAGGGUCCGUGUCGGAGGGUCGCGACCUUUGCCAAUAAAUCACAUGAAGCAAUUGCGAUUUAUGAUUUCAGAUUCUAUUCACUUUGUGAUUCUCAUCAGUAGACAAGGGAAAGUAAGGCUUACGAAAUGGUAUUCACCUUACUCUCAAAAGGAAAGAUCCAAGGUAAUUCGAGAGCUAAGUGGCCAAAUUCUUCCUCGCCCUCCAAAGCUUUGCAACUUUGUGGAGUGGAGAGGACUCAAAGUUGUUUAUAAAAGAUAUGCCAGCCUCUACUUCUGCUUCUGCAUUGAUCAGGAUGAUAAUGAAUUGGAGACCCUCUCCAUCAUUCACCACUAUGUUGAGACACUGGACCGUUAUUUUGGUAGUGUCUGCGAGCUGGAUUUAAUCUUUAAUUUCCAUAAGGCAUAUUACAUGUUGGACGAAAUUUUGCUAGCUGGGCAUGUGCAGGAGACCAGCAAAAGAACUACCUUGAGACUAAUAGUUGCACAGGAGGAGCUGGUAGAGGCUGCUAAAGAGCAAUCCAGUUCAAUAGGCAACAUCAUUGCACAAGCCACCAAAUAA
Molecule: messenger RNA, 573 nt
Organism: Neltuma alba
Lineage: Eukaryota; Viridiplantae; Streptophyta; Magnoliopsida; Fabales; Fabaceae
Product: AP-1 complex subunit sigma-1-like
Exons: 7
Coding region: 1-573 (190 amino acids)
Biological process (GO): vesicle-mediated transport; intracellular protein transport
Cellular component (GO): membrane coat; AP-1 adaptor complex
Molecular function (GO): clathrin-cargo adaptor activity
Source: RefSeq, a predicted model, not a curated record